CAGCUUCUGAACAGUGACGUAUAUCCACACAAAAAGCGUUGUUUAUCUUCAGUUUGUUGACAAGAGAAGCUAUAACAAGAGCAUAUGAUGCCACAUUCCUCCCUACGAGAGUCACGAGCUCACCAGCCAAUCGGUCAAAAACAACACACAUAUAAAUAUCUUUCUUUUGAUUACUUUCCAACAACGGUCGCUAUCAUCUAAAAGUCAUCUACAACUCUUCAUAGCCUUCAUUAGUUGAGUUAACUUCCCUCUCAGACACAAACUGGACCCUUCAGAGCUCAUAAACAUCUUCUUCUUUCUUUCUUCUCUCUUUCUCUCCAUCUCUCAGAUGGGUUUGUUUGGGACGAAGAAGAUCGGCAAGUACGAGAUAGGAAGGACAAUCGGAGAAGGGAACUUCGCAAAAGUGAAACUUGGCUACGACACGACCAAUGGUACCUACGUUGCUGUGAAAAUCAUAGACAAGGCUCUGGUUAUCCAAAAGGGUCUACAGUCUCAAGUCCAGAGAGAGAUACGGACCAUGAAGCUUCUAAACCAUCCCAACAUCGUACAGAUACACGAGGUGAUUGGGACCAAGACAAAGAUCUGUAUUGUGAUGGAAUAUGUUGCUGGUGGCCAGCUUUCAGACAAACUUUGUAGACAUAAGAUGAAAGAAUCAGAUGCCAGGAAGCUUUUUCAACAACUGAUUGAUGCUGUUGACUAUUGUCAUAACAGAGGAGUUUACCACAGAGACCUUAAGCCACAAAACUUGCUUUUAGAUUCAAAGGGUAAUCUCAAAGUCUCUGACUUUGGACUAAGUGCAGUUCCUAAAUCAGGGGAUAUGCUUUCUACAGCUUGUGGGUCUCCAUGCUAUAUAGCACCUGAGCUUAUUAUGAACAAAGGCUACUCAGGAGCAGCAGUGGAUGUGUGGUCUUGUGGAGUUAUUCUAUUUGAGUUGCUUGCUGGUUAUCCACCGUUUGAUGAUCAUACACUUGUGGUUUUGUAUAAGAAGAUACUCAGAGCAGAUUACACAUUCCCACCAGCAUUCACUGGAGCACAGAAGAAGCUAAUCUUUAACAUUCUUGACCCAAAUCCUCAAAGGCGUAUGAAACUAGCUGAGAUAAUCAUUCAAGAUUCUUGGUUCAAGUUAGGUUAUACACCAGCUUAUCAUCACCCAGACUCAAUCAAGGAAAAUGUUGCUGAGAUAAAUGCAGAAACCGCGUCUUCAAAUUUCAUAAACGCUUUUCAGAUAAUAGCAAUGUCCAGUGAUCUAGAUUUGUCAGGUCUCUUAGAAGAACAGGAUGAUAAGAUUUAUAAAACCAAAAUUGGGUCCAAGAACACUGCACAAGAAACAAUCAAGAAGAUUGAAGCUGCAGCAACUUAUGCUAGUUUAUCAGUUGAAAGAAUAAAGCAUUUCAAGGUUAAGAUUCAGCCAAAAGAGAUAAGAUCAAGAUCUUCUUUUGACUUAUUAUCAGCAGAGGUUAUUGAGGUGACUCCAACAAAUUGUCUGAUAGAAAUAUCAAAAUCCGCAGGCGAGUUAAGACUAUACAUGGAGUUUUGCCAGAGUUUAUCCAGCUUGCUUACGGCGGAAGUAAGCUAAGGCCUAAGGGCCAUAGAUUCUCAAGUUAAAUGUCGUGAAAGGCGAUGAAUAUAGGAAGAAAUAAAGCAUAUAUUGCAGAUUGAAGUUGCAGUGACAUGAAGAGAAUGGAUUCAAAGAGUAAUUCAUGUCGUGUGGUGAUCUCAUAAGCAAAUUGAUCUCAUAAGGGUGUAAAAUAAUAGAUUUUUUUCUAAGCAAAUUGUUAAAUAACAAAAUCGAUCAAAAAUAUAAAUGAAGCAGGCAAAUAAAUAUUUUUUCGAAAUAACAAAAAUGUAUUGAUCUCCAAUGCAGUUUAUAGUU
Molecule: messenger RNA, 1873 nt
Organism: Brassica rapa (field mustard)
Lineage: Eukaryota; Viridiplantae; Streptophyta; Magnoliopsida; Brassicales; Brassicaceae
Product: CBL-interacting serine/threonine-protein kinase 21
Biological process (GO): signal transduction; protein phosphorylation
Molecular function (GO): ATP binding; protein serine/threonine kinase activity
Source: RefSeq, a predicted model, not a curated record